Molecule: messenger RNA, 4699 nt
Organism: Tachysurus vachellii
Lineage: Eukaryota; Metazoa; Chordata; Actinopteri; Siluriformes; Bagridae
Gene: usp4
Product: ubiquitin specific peptidase 4 (proto-oncogene)
Exons: 22
Coding region: 116-3142 (1008 amino acids)
Biological process (GO): protein deubiquitination
Molecular function (GO): cysteine-type deubiquitinase activity
Source: RefSeq, a predicted model, not a curated record
GUGACUGCAAAUCAGAGGAGGUGCGCGUGUGUGCGCGCGCGUCUUUAGUUAGCUUAGCCACACUAGCGCGUCUCCACCAGCUGCACUCGCCCUCAGCGGUUCCACUCAGUGCGCCAUGGCGGAGGGAGGUGGACCCGAGCCGGGCAACGCCGCAGAGCCUGUCGCGGAGCCCGUGCCUGCCCAAACCCCGCUACCUUCAAUCGAUAGUCAAAAGCAGACCAUCGGAACUCUUCUGAAAACUACACUCCGAAAAGGAGACGAGUGGUUUUUGAUUGACAGCCGAUGGUUCAAACAGUGGAAAAAAUAUGUGGGUUUUGAUAGCUGGGAUUUGUACAAUGUCGGAGAACACAACUUGUAUCCUGGACCCAUCGACAACUCUGGGCUUUUUUCAGACCAGGAAACCCAAGCGCUGAAGGAACAUCUCAUAGAUGAGUUAGAUUAUGUCCUAGUGCCUACAGAAGCAUGGAGUAACCUCGUCAGCUGGUACGGAUGUCUAGAAGGACAGCAGCCCAUCGUCAGGAAGGUCGUUGAGCAUGGCAUGUUUGUGAAGCAUUGUAAAGUGGAAGUCUAUCUGCUGGAGCUAAACCUGUGCGAGAAUGACAACAUGGAAAAUGUGGUCACUCGCCAUUUCAGCAAAGCUGAUACUAUAGAUACCAUUGAGAAAGAGAUGAGAACUCUCUUCAAUAUCCCAUCAGAAAAGGAGACUCGGUUGUGGAACAAGUACAUGAGUAACACUUAUGAGCAGUUAAACAAGCCGGACAGCACAGUGCAGGAUGCCGGGCUUUUUCAGGGCCAGGUACUUGUGAUUGAGAGAAAGAAUGAAGAUGGGACGUGGCCCAGACAAGCCUCUCAUACCAAGUCCAGUACAGCCACCUCAAGGACUUUCACAACAUCACCAAAGCUGUCCUCCAAUUCCUCUGCCACUAUUUCUUCCACAGUGACCAAUGGAGACAGCAGCAGCAACUCGAGCUACAUGCUGAACAACAGCACAUCUGGAGGAAUCAGAUUGGGAGGAUACAGCUCGUACAGCUCAUCCUACAGUUAUAGAGAAUCUGCCUCUCAGCCUGGCCUGUGUGGACUCAGCAAUUUGGGCAACACCUGCUUUAUGAACUCUGCACUCCAGUGUCUGAGCAAUUUGCCCCCACUGACAGAAUAUUUUCUGGAGGACCAGUAUGAAGCUGAGAUCAACCGAGAAAAUCUCUUAGGAAUGCGAGGGGAGAUCGCAGAGGCCUUUGCAGACUUGAUCAAACAGAUGUGGCUCAGCAGGAGCAGCUAUGUGGCUCCCCGCACUUUUAAAACACAGGUUGGACGUUUUGCCCCACAGUUCUCAGGGUACCAGCAGCAGGACUCUCAGGAGCUUCUGGCCUUCUUGCUUGACGGCCUACACGAAGAUCUGAACCGUGUCAAAAAGAAACCUUACUUGGCCUUGAGAGAUGCAGAGGGCAGACCAGAUGAGAUUGUGGCUAAAGAGGCAUGGAAGAACCAUCGGCUACGUAAUGAUUCCAUCAUAGUGGAUAUCUUCCAUGGCCUGUUCAAGUCCACACUGGUCUGCCCUGAUUGUGCCAAAGUGUCUGUGACUUUUGACCCUUUCUGCUACCUCACACUACCACUGCCCAUGAAGAAAGAUCGCACCAUGGAAGUGUUCCUGGUCCGCAGCGACCCUCAGUCCAGACCCAUGCAAUUUCGUCUGGUGGUCCCUAAACUAGGUACAGUAACAGACUUGUGCAGUGCAUUGGCCAAGCUGUCUGGAGUUCCUGCAGAGAAUAUGGUUGUAGCUGAUGUUUACAAUCACAGAUUCCAUAAAAUUUACAGAAAGGAUGAAGGUCUCAACCAAAUUAUGGAAAAAGAUGACAUCUUUAUCUAUGAGGUGAUUGAGGAGGACAGUGAACGGAUGAAUCUGCCAGUAUACUUCAGGGAGAGAGAUGUAAAGCACAGCGGAGGCUCCUCGUGCACCAUGCUUUUUGGGCAGCCAUUUUUUAUCACUGUUCCUCGCCACAACCUUACCCCAGACACACUGUAUGAGUGUGUAAUGGAAAGGAUUAGCCGUUAUGUGAAACACUCACAGGGUACCAUGAUAGAGAGCAGAGUGUUUGCUACAGCUACGUCCUCUAGCAGCCAAUCAGACAGUGGAGAUUUAGGGUCUAGCCACAAUGCAGGGCUAAGUGGCUGUAGCGGCGCAAUAUCCAACGCGGCAUCUGGCACUGCUUGUUCUACCACGGGCAGCAACCACUCGAACACAUCCAAUGGGCCCAACGAAGUGUGUGAUGGUGAGGUGGAGGCUAUGGACCACCAGGUGAGCCCAGAUCCAGAAAGCAGCCAGUCAGAGACUGUAGAUAAGGAGGACGAGAAAUCUGAUCCUGAUAGUGGACCCGUAACUACUACUGGAAAGACUUGCACUUCCCGGCCAAAACUUUUCUCUUUUAGCAUGGUGAACUCCUAUGGCACGGCUAACAUAAGUCCCUUAGCUGGCAACAUCCUCAAACUCACAUCACAUUCCACAAUAGCCAUUGACUGGGACUCAGAAACCAAAAGACUGUGCUACAAUGACCAGGAGGCAGAGGCUUACGAGAAGCACGAGAGCAUGAUGCAAGCUCAGAAGAAGAAGGCCACAGUGGCUCUGAGGGAAUGCAUUGAACUCUUCACUACCAUGGAGACUCUGGGAGAGCAUGAUCCAUGGUAUUGCCCCACCUGUAAGAAGCACCAGCAGGCUACAAAGAAGUUUGAUCUGUGGUCCCUACCCCGCAUUCUGGUGGUUCAUCUGAAACGUUUCUCCUACAACCGCUGCUGGAGAGACAAACUGGAUACAGUGGUUGAUUUCCCCAUCAGAGAUCUGAACAUGUCUGAAUUUGUCUGCAACCCUACAGCUGAGCCAUAUGUAUAUGACCUUGUUGCUGUCUCCAACCACUAUGGAGGAAUGGGAGGAGGCCACUAUACAGCAUAUGCUAAGAAUAAAGCUGAUAAAAAAUGGUAUUACUUUGAUGACAGCAGUGUUUCCUCUGCCUCUGAGGAUCAGAUAGUGACAAAGGCAGCCUACGUGCUUUUCUACCAGCGGCGAGACGGAGAAGGUGCAUCCAGAUCCACUCCUUCUGCAUCGCUCGGAGGGGCUUCUGACUCUCUGGACGACCACAUGGACACCAACUGACUCUCAUUAGUCAUAAGGCACAGGCACUGAAUUAAAAGCUUCAUGAACAAAUGAUCAUCGAUUCACAUCCCAGGUUUCUCAGCGCUUUGACAUGGAGUUCCAGCGUUUUCGGCUUUUAGUUUCCUACGCUUGCCGAGAAGGAUUAAAAUACAUACACCACAAUGAUGAUAAAUAUGUGAAAAUCUUAGUUUUAAUUGUGACAUGACUUUGUCCCCUGCACUGCUCUUUUGUUUAAAAUAGAAAGAAAAUGAAAAUUCAGACUUGCCUAAAGUGAGAAAUGUUUCAAAAAGUUGUAUAAAAGUAUUGCAAUGAAAGCAGUUUUUUUUGUCACCCAGUGGAAUACAGAAAGAAGCCAAAUGUUUUGUGCUAUAUCAACCAAAGUUGUGUGAGUUGGUGUCAUAUAGGAUUGACCGGGCAAGGGAAACGUAUACAGAAUUAAGACAUUAGGGGAAAUAAAUAAAACAGUCUCAAAUUACAUGCGGAAAGUGUUUAGUUACAUGUGUGCCUCCUGUGAGGAAUAAUGUCGGCUCAGAAAAUACCUUUGUUCACAAAACCUUUAAAGAGGAGGAUUUUCUUAACUGAGACUUUGUCAUGUCUUUAACACACACUUCACUAUAAGGCUUGAAGCCUGGAGUGGAUAGCAUAAGCUAAUCUAUAAAGUUUGAUGAUUACACUGCUGAUUUUUAUUUUUGUGCUGCUCACUGAAAUGUUAGCACUAGCUGCCUUUCUGCCCCAACACUGUUAAAAGGGGGCUCGUGUGAGUGGAUUUAAUUAAUCUAGUGGUACACUUACGUUUCCAGCUUGAUGAAAAGGCACUGAGGUUUCUAUUACAUGCCAUUGUUUGGUUGAGACCACAUUUGCAAUAUUCAGUGCUUCUGAUUGAACUCUUCCACUCUGGUGAAUUUUUAUGUAGGUUUAUUUUGUGUGUGUGUUCUGGGACUUUCUGCAAGCCUCCGAGACACUGCUCGAGAGUGGUGCUAAAUUUAAAAGACUUGAUAAAGGCUGCAGUUCUUGGCAGGUAAUUUUAAGUCGAAGUUCUGUAGAGGCUUUACACAUUCAUUAAAUACGAUAUUACUCUGUUCUACCUGCCACCCUGACCAUUCUCAAGUUCCUUUUUUAUACAUUCUUGGAGAGUGUUCAUGACACAGUUGCUCCAUGUUAAGAAUUUACCAUCAGUAUGCAUCUUUGAUCUUAUGCUUUUCUGUGGAAUAGCAGCAUGCAUGCGUCUUGAAAAUCUGCAAAAUGACAACUUGUUGGUCAGUCCCCAUGUGUUUAUAUCUCUUCAGUCUGACAGGCGGUCAUGAGUACAUGCUUGAUUUCCUGCUACAAUAUUGUACAACAUGGAGCCUAGAAUGAUCACAUACUGGCCAAUGCAUUUUCUACAAUGUCAUGUUGUUCAUUUAAAAAGAUACAUUUUUAGAAAUGUUGCCUAGAUGUAAAUAGUCAUGUACUAUCUGCAAAAUAGGAUAUCUUCUUUGUGUCGAUAUUUAAAAUGGCAAUAUGUGCAAGGAUUUUGAAAACAAUUCAAAAAGACAAUAAAGACUGGAAGUCUAACCA